Molecule: messenger RNA, 3377 nt
Organism: Sclerotinia trifoliorum
Lineage: Eukaryota; Fungi; Ascomycota; Leotiomycetes; Helotiales; Sclerotiniaceae
Source: the annotation of a GenBank genome assembly
UUCCUACUAUACAAUGACCUAUAUCUCUUUACUCUCCACUAUACUUGUCAAAUUACGUGCUACAAUUCGGUCCGACUUGCUCGUUUUACAAGGAGUUCAGUAGCCAGCUAUCCUAGUAUAUUGUAUAGUUAUGUGACAGCACUUUACCCCAUGUCCCCCGCAUGUCUCAACCUCGAUCUUCCCCACGAGGCAACACCUCCGCAUUCUAUUUUGCAUGGUAUCGUUUGGUUUGAAGCCCACAAAUUUCUUUAAACGGUUUAACACGAAUGAGCUUGUAGGAGGGGGAGUGCAGCAAUCAUGUAUCUCUGGUUACUUGGCAACCGUGUAUGAGGUGUAAGCUCAUGGCCAAAGAUUUUCCUGGGAAAGGGAUACGGACGUACAGAGCGCGUGCACAUUUUAUGAGAAAUUGGGUGCAGCCUCGCAGGGAUAGCUUUUUCGUGGCUUGUUUCUUGCCGACUCGAGGGAUUAUUUUGAUUCAUUUCAUGCAUUUUGACUGGUCAGCGUACGGCCGGUUGGACUUAUACUGUUCAGCAAUUGAUAAAGCUUACGAUCUUCUGUGCAUACAUAAAGUGUGGAGAAUUCCCCGGUCUUUACGAUCAGUACUUUUGGUCUCUGUUGAUCUGAAGAAGCCUGCAUCUCCAUACUCUUAGGCAGACCAAGAACAACUUUUUGUUCUCAAUUGAAUAGCAACAGUCUUCAUCAUGCCCGGAGGAGCAAUUGUUCAUGGCACGACGGAUACGUCCCGUGUAAGUAAUGUUUUCUUUUAGCUGCUAUUGCCUUCUGAAUAUCCAUCAAGUGUUCUCGAGGCUACUAUCUCGAUGGUACUGUCUCGAUGGCAACACAUCAUUGAUUAUUAUUGAAUGUCUAUCUAUGUAUCACAAUGCUAAUAGUAUGUAUUGUAGAUCGAGGCGCCAGUAACUGCUAAGGCAUACUUUAUGUAAGUUCCUCAUGUCAAUUGCGAAUCUACGAGCUCAAAACAAUGACUGAUACUUGUCUAGGUGUGCUUUUGCAGCAUUUGGUGGUAUUUUCUUCGGAUAUGAUACAGGUUGGAUGUCUGGGUACGUUCUUCAAUACCUUGGUAUAAAUUACCCAUAUGUUAAUGAUUUUAAGUGUUUUGGCAAUGCCUUAUUUCAUUACUCAAUAUACUGGAUUACAAAAACCUCCUGCAGAUGCCCCCAAGGCAACUUUGGACGCAUUCGCCAUAUCUGCUAGCAAUCAAUCUUUGACAACUUCUAUCCUUUCUUGUGGUACUUUCUUCGGGGCUCUUAUCGCCGGUGAUGUGGCCGACACAAUUGGACGUCGUUUGACCAUCAUUACUGGCUGUGCAGUCUUCUGCGUCGGAUGUAUCAUGGAAACCGCCUCCACUGGUCUUGGUCUUAUGGUUGCAGGUCGUCUAAUUGCUGGUGCUGGUGUUGGAUUCAUUUCUGCUAUCAGUAAGUCUCAUCCAAUAUCAGCUUUCAGCUCCGAAUUGUCUAACCAGUUAUCAAUCAGUCAUCUUGUACAUGUCAGAAAUUGCUCCGAAAAAAGUGCGUGGUGCUCUGGUCUCAGGAUAUCAAUUCUGUAUAACGAUCGGAAUCUUACUCGCCAAUUGUGUUGUCUACGCUACACAAAAUCGGACUGAUACUGGCUCCUACCGAAUCCCAAUUGCACUUCAGUUCUUAUGGGCAAUUGUCUUGGCAGGUGGAUUGUUCAUCCUGCCCGAAUCACCACGUUACUAUGUUAAGAAAGGUCGUCUUGAAGAUGCUGCCAAGUCUCUAUCCAAUGUUCGUGGUCAACCAAUUGAGUCGGAAUAUAUUCAAGUAAGUGCAUGCGAAAUUUUCAUGUGGCAUCUCCUAACACGGCAUAGGACGAACUUGCGGAAAUUAUCGCAAACAAUGAAUACGAACUCUCAGUCGUGCCACAAACGUCCUACAUUUCUCAAUGGACUAAUUGUUUCAAAGGUUUGUGGCUUCGGUUGUCCGAAACCAUUAUCUUUUGCUUACGCAUAUGCAGGAUCCAUGUUCGACGGGUCCAGUAACGUUCGAAGAACCUUUACUGGUAUCAUGCUCCAGUGUAUGCAACAAUUCACUGGUAUUGUAAGUCAUAUGCCCACCUGCCAAUUUCGCACUUCCAAGUUACAUGGUUUUACCUGUUGGAUCAGCACAUCACUGUAGAUCAAGUACUAAUCCAUAUUUCGUAGAACUUCAUCUUCUACUUCGGAAAUGUCUUCUUCAAAUCUCUCGGGACGAUCAAAAAUCCCUUCUUGAUCUCCCUAGUCACUUCCUUGGUAAACAUGUUGACUACCCCUCUUGCAUUCUGGACCGUUGAACGCUUUGGUCGUCGUACCAUCCUUCUCAUUGGUGCUUCCUGUAUGAUCACUUUCCAAUUCAUAGUUGGUAUCAUUGGUGUGACCGCCGGCGAAGCCGACAGACAUAACAACUCGGCCGUAUCAGCUAUGAUCGCUUGUAAGUAUCCAAUUCACAAUCCCCUCUCUCAUUCUUCCACAAUAAAUUAGUCAUCAUGAAACAUCAUACUAACCCACGCAAAGUCAUCUGUCUGAACAUCGCCGCCUUCGCCACAACCUGGGGCCCAGCCGCCUGGGUCGUCGUAGGAGAAAUCUUCCCGCUCCCCAUCCGCUCUCGCGGCGUUGGUCUUUCCACCGCCUCCAACUGGUUCUGGAACUGCAUCAUCGGAGUCAUCACCCCGUAUCUCGUCGGAACACAAAAAGGCGAUGCGAAUCUAGGCGCUAAGGUUUUUUUUAUGUGGGGUUCGCUUUGUGUGCUGAGUUUACUGUUUGCAUUUUUCUUUGUUUCGGAGACGAAGGGUUUGAGUCUGGAGCAGGUCGAUAGGAUGUUAGAGGAGACGACGCCGAGGACCAGUGCUAAGUGGGUGCCGCAUAGUACGUUUGCGGCGGAGAUGGGGUUGACUGGUAAGGAGAAGGUGGGGCGGGCUCAUGGUCAUGCGGGGGCUGGGGCCGGGGAGAAGGGGAAUGUAUUGAAUGAGGUGGAGCCGACAGAGGUUAAUAGUGAGGUUGUUUGAGGUUUUGGUGGUGCAUAUGCGGUGAUGGUGGUCGUUUGAGCGGAGAGUGGAAGGGGACAAAGGGGUUGUGAUAUCUGGUUUGAGCUUUCAUUUAUGGUGCCAUGAUAUUUUUAGCCUUUUAGGGAGGAAAAGAGAAUUAAUCGUUCAAUGAGUGCUUGAAAGCGCGGAGGUCUACCGAUGUUAGAUGGGAUGGGAUGGCAGCAUUGGAUAUAUAAAUACUACUUUGCCUUGCUCCGUAGAGUGAGUAGAUCCCACCUAAUUCCUUAUGCGUAGAGCUUAAAUAUACCUGUUAUAUUCUCUAUCGUUUAGUUGUCUACUUACUUCUUAACUGGUACUAAUAAUUAUCACUAUUAUAAAGU